Molecule: messenger RNA, 1033 nt
Organism: Drosophila nasuta
Lineage: Eukaryota; Metazoa; Arthropoda; Insecta; Diptera; Drosophilidae
Product: copper homeostasis protein cutC homolog
Exons: 1
Coding region: 251-1033 (260 amino acids)
Molecular function (GO): copper ion binding
Source: RefSeq, a predicted model, not a curated record
GUACGUAAAGUUUUCAAAACACUAGCUACAAUAAAAUGAAAAAUACUACAUAUAAUUUUGCACCUGUUAACAUGCUGUUAACUGAGUAACAAAAGUUGUCGGUGUUAAGGCCAGGCAAUCGUAUGCUGUUAAAUAACAUUGCUUGCCGAUGUUAAAGCCAGAGCAACACAAAAAGAAAAUAAACAAAUUGCAGCACAUAAAAAAAUACUUAAAAGAUUGAAUAAAAACUCGUGACUAAAAAAUAUUCACAAUGUCGUCGCAUGAAAUAAAACUGGAGGUGUGUGUCGACUCAAUCAAAUCAGCAUUUGCUGCCGAAGAAGGCGGCGCAUCUCGCAUUGAACUCUGUUCAGCGUUGCAAGAAGGCGGCUUAACGCCCACAGCUGGAACACUUAAAACUCUCAAGGAAUUGCCCUUCACUUUGCCCGUCUACUGCAUGUUGCGGCCACGUCGAGGUACUGAUUUCGUCUACAGCGAGGAAGAGCUACAGGCGACAUUGACAGACAUGGAUUUGUUGCGUGCUCAUGGAGCCGAUGGCUUUGUCUUUGGAGCUCUGACCACCGAACGACUUAUUGAUGUGGACAAGUGUCGGCGUGUAAUGGAACGUUCCUGUGGCCUGCCCGUCACCUUUCAUCGCGCCUUCGAUCUUACCGAUCCUAAGAGCAUGCACGAGAAUGUCGAGCUGCUGAAAGAGUUGGGCUUUAAACGAGUGCUCUCCAGCGGCUUUCGACAGUCCGCUGCUGAAGGUGCUGAGACAUUGGCUCAGCUGAUCGCCAAGCAUCAUCGCGAUAUCAUAAUAAUGCCUGGUGCCGGCAUCAAAGUAUCCAAUUUGGAGGAGAUUCUGACCAACAGUCGCUGCCUGGAGUUUCAUGCCUCGGCUAUGGACACCGCAGGCGAGGAAUACAGUGCGCCGACGACACAGCGCAUGGAAUGCGAUGUCACCAUGGGCAAACAGGACAUUGAUCCAUAUUAUGGGACAAAUGUUAAUGUGGUGCGCAAAAUGGUCACUAUCGCCAAUGCGAUGAGCUGCAGAUAA